Messenger RNA from Melanotaenia boesemani (Boeseman's rainbowfish), 1148 nucleotides. It is a transcript of the gene rac2, whose product is annotated as Rac family small GTPase 2. The coding region runs from base 95 to 673 and encodes 192 amino acids. The record is from RefSeq and is a predicted model, not a curated record. Gene Ontology annotation, biological process: small GTPase-mediated signal transduction. Lineage: Eukaryota; Metazoa; Chordata; Actinopteri; Atheriniformes; Melanotaeniidae. Gene Ontology annotation, molecular function: GTPase activity; GTP binding. The transcript has 7 exons.
UUCCUGUAGUUGCACUCUCAUCUGAGUUCCUCUACCUUCCUCUUUUGAGUCUGUUUCUGUCAGAGUGAGCGCGGACAGAGUUGAGCGGAACAGGAUGCAGGCUAUCAAAUGUGUGGUCGUGGGAGAUGGAGCUGUGGGUAAAACAUGUCUUCUCAUCAGCUACACAACCAAUGCCUUCCCCGGGGAGUACAUUCCUACUGUAUUUGACAACUACUCAGCUAAUGUGAUGGUGGACAGCAAGCCAGUAAACCUGGGCCUCUGGGAUACAGCAGGACAGGAAGAUUACGACAGGCUUCGUCCACUGUCCUAUCCACAGACGGAUGUUUUCCUGAUCUGUUUCUCCCUGGUGAGCCCAGCAUCUUAUGAGAACGUCAGAGCUAAGUGGUACCCAGAGGUCCGCCACCACUGCCCCUCCACACCGAUCAUCCUGGUGGGCACCAAGCUGGAUCUGAGGGAUGAGAAAGACACCAUUGAGAAGCUGAAGGAAAAAAAACUGGCACCGAUCACCUACCCACAGGGACUAGCUCUGGCUAAGGAGAUAGAUGCAGUAAAGUACCUGGAAUGCUCAGCCUUGACUCAGCGUGGCCUGAAGACUGUGUUUGAUGAGGCCAUCCGGGCAGUCCUCUGCCCCCAGCCUGCCAAGGUCAAGAAGAAGCCCUGCUCACUACUGUAAACGGAGAAGACGAGAAGAGCAAAAGACAUUCAGACUGAUCCUGGGUUAAAAGAAGAUUUGAAAGUUCUGUUAUGUCUCUAAUGGAAAACAACAACUACGUGUCCACUAGCUGGGGAAAAAGCCUUUGGCAGUCAUGACAAAACAAAAGAAAAUCUCUUUAUGCACUAGGCACCCUGGAAGACACUGAAUUUAUCUGUAAAUUAUGUCAAUUUAGCAUCAUACUGCCCUAGUUUGAACCCUUUGAGCAGCUUUAUCAAAUAAAACCCUUCCAGGUCAACAGUAUACACAAGCCGUUUUAUUUUAUUUUAUGAUAUUAAGUCACUGCAAAUGCAGCAUUUCAGUAAAAUGUGUUAGUAGCUUUUAAGCAAAGACAGUGUUUUUGAUUGAAAUGUAUUAACAGCAGUUUUAUUUGUUAUGAUAAUGAAAUAAAAGACCUCACAAAUAAAGAGAAAAAAUCUUAUUCUUUUGCGUCUCA